Tetrahymena thermophila SB210 is the source of this 423-nucleotide messenger RNA. RefSeq lists its product as hypothetical. The record is from RefSeq and is a predicted model, not a curated record. NCBI's taxonomy places the organism in Eukaryota, Ciliophora, Oligohymenophorea, Hymenostomatida, Tetrahymenidae. The transcript has a single exon.
AUGAAUGAAGAGAUGGAUUUGUAGAUAGAUGCUAAGUAGACGUGUCCUCGUCUUAAUGUUAAGCUGGUUCAGCUAAAUCAACCAAAGAUGACUAUUUAAGCCCUUAAAAUUGUUUUAUAUCCACAACUUGAUGGCUAUAGCAAGUAGACUUCUCAAAGACAUUUAGGUAUACUUUAGAUUCAUAAUCAUCGCUAUUUUUUACCAAAUCAACAAAUUAUGAGAUACAUUUAUACAUAUAGCUGCACUGGAAUUAAGAAAAAGCCAUCAGUUUCUUUAUUUAAAUAGCAUCUUCAGUCGAGAGCUGAAAUCUUUUCAUCAGCUGAUUACAGCUCAAACUUGUUUUUGAGUAUUCAUAUUCCGCAAAUGACUUUUCGAUUCUUUAGAAUUGUUCAAUAAGAUCUUAAUUAGGGUAUUCUUUGUUGA